Fusarium coffeatum is the source of this 2160-nucleotide messenger RNA. RefSeq lists its product as uncharacterized. The transcript is spliced from 5 exons. Bases 1 to 2160 code for a protein of 719 amino acids. Lineage: Eukaryota; Fungi; Ascomycota; Sordariomycetes; Hypocreales; Nectriaceae. Gene Ontology annotation, molecular function: palmitoyltransferase activity; protein binding. The record is from RefSeq and is a predicted model, not a curated record. Gene Ontology annotation, biological process: protein palmitoylation. Gene Ontology annotation, cellular component: Golgi membrane.
AUGGCGAGCAUAAACACCACCAGCACAGCAGGCGGAUCAGCCGCACCUAUCCAAAUGUCCGGAAAAGCAAACGCAGCUACCCCCAAGCUCAACAGCGAGGUCGAGAUGGGUAGUUUGCCGGGAGACGCCCAGAAUCAGCAGGAUGAUGUUAUGCAGGUGGCUCGGAUAGGAGACGUUCCGGCUAUGGAGAAGCUCUUCGAGUCGGGCGAGUACGAUGCGACCUACCACGACGACGAGGGUAUCACGCCCCUACAUUGGGCGGCGAUUAACAAUCAGUAUGCGAUGUGCAAAUUCUUGAUCGAGCACGGCGCCGAGAUCAACAGAAAAGGCGGAGAGUCAGUAGCGACACCUCUUCAAUGGGCGGCUCAGCGAUGUCACUACUAUACCGUCAACCUUCUUCUCCAGCACGGCGCCGACCCUCUGAUCACCGACGCCCAAGGUUACAACACCCUCCACAUCUCGACAUUCAAUGGCAACACCCUCCUGAUCGUCCUUCUCCUGCACCAAGGAAUUCCCGUCGACGUCCUCGACACUUUUGGCCACACCGCGCUGAUGUGGGCUGCCUACAAGGGCCUUCCCCAAUGCGUGGACCUUUUCUUGCGCUGGGGCGCCAGCAUCCACGCGACCGACGAGCAGGGCUUCACGGCUUUGCACUGGGCUUUGGUCAAGGGCAGUCCUGGAUGUAUCCUGAAACUUAUCGAGUACGGAGCCGAUCGAUUUGCAAAGACGCAGACGGGCAAGACGCCUGCCGUGACGGCCAAGGAACUCAACACGGAAGUUGCCUGGCACAGAGCUCUACGGGAAUGCGGUUUCAACGAGGACGGUCACCCUGCGGUGCCUCCUUGGCCUGGUGCUAGUUAUUUCUUGAAGGACAAGAGGAAUUUUGUCACCAGGUUUUUGUUCCUCUGGCCGUUUGUUUUGGUGUGGGCUAUGCUUGUUGUCAUGUCGAGUUUCCCUGUGUACAUUGGUGUGCCUCUUGGAUUGGCUGCUGUUUACGGUAUUCAGUGGGUUGCUCAGCAAGUAUUGGAGUAUGCGCCUUCAGAUAUGCGACAUUUCCACAAGACGCCUUGGUUAACUGGAAUCUUUGCGGCCACUCUUUUCUGGACGGGAGUGAACUGGUUGACGACAGUCCUUUUCGCGACGACACUCGGCGCAACCGAAGGCCAUGGCCACGGAUUUCUGAACCUCUUUUUUGCGAUCUUCUUUGGUCUUACCGGGUAUUUCUACGUCGCCAGCAUGAGAUACGACCCUGGUUUCGUUCCCAAGAUGAAUGGCAUUGCUGAGCAAAAGGCUGUUAUCGAUGAACUUCUUGCGCAGUGGAAGUACGAUGAGACCAACUUUUGUGUUACUUGCAUGAUUCAGACACCUCUUCGAAGCAAGCAUUGUCGUCGCUGCCAGCGAUGCGUUGCCAAGCAUGACCACCACUGCCCGUGGGUUUACAACUGUGUUGGUAUCAACAACCACCGACACUUUUUCUUCUACCUUAUUUCGCUCACUCUUGGUAUUGUCUCGUACGACUUUUUGCUGUAUUACUACUUUGACACCAUCAGCAAGAAUGCUUCAGAGACCUGCAAUGUCCUCAGCCCUACACUGUGCAAGUACAUCAAUGCCGACUCAUAUACUUCAAUCCUGGCUAUCUGGAUCACGCUGCAGCUGCUUUGGGUCACCAUGCUUCUGUUCACUCAGUUCAUCCAAGUCGCCCGAGCCAUGACUACAUAUGAGAACAUGUUUGGUAUCCGUGACGGCAGCAACAUCACUGCUCUUACAUCCACUGGCGCACCUCUCGACCCCAACCACCCAUCUCUAUCAGCUGCAGCACCCCCUGCUGCUCACUCCCAUAAGCACAAGGGUGGCAUCCUCAAGUCACUCAGCCGAACCCUCGGAGUCGACCCCUUCAUCGAGACCAUCACAGGAAGAGGAGCCGUAUCCGGCAAGAACAAGCGCAAGAAGAAGAACCCCUACAGCAAAGGCUGCAUCACCAACUGCAAAGAUUUCUGGUGCGAUCCCGCGCCCAUUUUCGGCCAGCGAGAGAACGGAUCUGCUGUUCUCGGUGGCGAGCGCGUCGAUUACACCGCCAUGUACGAGAGUCCUAGCCUCAUGACAUUGACUGGCCGACGAGAUCGCGGAGGUUACGAGGCUGUAGGAACGGAAGAAGUCUAG